Molecule: messenger RNA, 525 nt
Organism: Penicillium maclennaniae
Lineage: Eukaryota; Fungi; Ascomycota; Eurotiomycetes; Eurotiales; Aspergillaceae
Product: nucleoside triphosphates FAP7
Exons: 3
Coding region: 1-525 (174 amino acids)
Cellular component (GO): cytoplasm; nucleus
Molecular function (GO): ATP hydrolysis activity; ATP binding; AMP kinase activity
Source: RefSeq, a predicted model, not a curated record
AUGCGACGCGCCCCGAAUGUAAUUGUCACCGGCACCCCCGGAGUGGGCAAGACCGUGCACUGCGAGCAGCUGGCGCAGGAUCUCGGGCUCAAGCACCUGUCCGUGAACCAGGUCGCCAAGGACCGCGAUUGUUACGAAGAAUACGACGAAGAGCGCAAGAGCUGGGUCGUUGAUGACGAUAAACUGCUAGAUGCCAUCGAGGACGAGGUGCUACAGGGUGGGUAUCUCAUUGAUUGGCACGCCUGCGACAUGUUCCCCAAGUCCUGGAUCGAUCUUGUCGUUGUUCUCCGCUGUCCGCAGACAUCAGUCCUCUACGACCGUCUUUCUUCGAGGGGCUACCACGAAGAGAAAUUACAAGAGAAUCUCGACGCCGAGAUCUUCGGUGUCCUACUCGAAGAAGCACGCGAAUCGUACGACGAGGAAAUUGUCGUGGAGCUGAACAGCGAACAGGACUCCGACGUCGAGGCCAAUUGCGCGAGGAUCUCACAAUGGGUACAAAACUGGAAGGACCAGCACGCGGAAUGA